Camponotus floridanus (Florida carpenter ant) is the source of this 732-nucleotide messenger RNA. It is a transcript of the gene EloC, whose product is annotated as elongin-C. The record is from RefSeq and is a predicted model, not a curated record. The coding region runs from base 171 to 608 and encodes 145 amino acids. Gene Ontology annotation, molecular function: protein-macromolecule adaptor activity. Gene Ontology annotation, cellular component: elongin complex. Gene Ontology annotation, biological process: ubiquitin-dependent protein catabolic process. The transcript is spliced from 5 exons. NCBI's taxonomy places the organism in Eukaryota, Metazoa, Arthropoda, Insecta, Hymenoptera, Formicidae.
CGUCUCUGAGCAAUUCUGUAUUCUGUAUCGCUCUUACUAAUCGAGACGUUGUUAUUGCGUUCAAUUGCGUUCCUGUAAUAUCUAAGACGAAAAAAGAAAAAAAAAAUAUAUAUAUAUAUACAUAAAAAGAGGAAUCUUUAUUGCAUAAAAAUUUGCACACAACAGCAAUCAUGUCAACCGAUGUGAAUAUGCAAGCUGAAAAGUCCAAUGGAGAAGCAAGUGUCGAUAAAACCGAAGAAGAAGAGGGCAGAUCAUCUAAAGACCUGCAUGUGCAAGAAAGUGGACCUAUUUAUGGAGGUUGUGAAGGACCAAAUGCAAUGUAUGUGAAAUUAGUCAGUAGUGAUGGACAUGAAUUUAUUGUUAAAAGAGAACAUGCAUUAACAAGCGGUACCAUCAAAGCAAUGUUAAGUGGUCCUGGACAGUUUGCAGAGAAUGAAGCUAAUGAAGUUAACUUUCGAGAAAUUCCGUCUCAUGUAUUACAAAAAGUUUGCAUGUAUUUUACUUAUAAAGUGCGCUAUACAAAUAGCAGUACAGAAAUACCAGAAUUUCCGAUUGCACCUGAAAUCGCUUUAGAAUUAUUAAUGGCUGGCAAUUUCUUAGAUUGUUAAACAUUAUUUGCAUUAUAUCGUCUCUAUCAAUAAAUUACAAAAACAAUGCAGUUGUAUUAUAGCCAUAACUCUAUACUUUAAAAGCUCAUAUUGGAGCAUAAUAAUAAAGCUUAUUGAAUUCUUA